Cuscuta europaea is the source of this 770-nucleotide messenger RNA. NCBI's taxonomy places the organism in Eukaryota, Viridiplantae, Streptophyta, Magnoliopsida, Solanales, Convolvulaceae. The record is from the annotation of a GenBank genome assembly.
CAACAAUUCUGGAGUCAAGAGAGCACACAAUUCAUAAAUGAGCUUUGCAGUAAUGUUGACAAGAAUGAAAAACAUGUUCUGGGGAAAGAAAAAAGAAGACAAUGAAACACAAACCAUUAGAACUACAAGAGCACAAGCAAUGAAGGAAACAAAGAAUCAGGAAGAGGAAACUAAACGCAAGCGAUAUGCUAAAUCACCAGUGCGUUAUACACUAUCUAGCCAAACUGCAGAAGCAAAGAGGAGAAGAAAGGAGAGAGAAAAGAAAACAACAAAAGAAGAGAUGUUUUACCUCAAAUCAAUUCUUGGCUGAAGCACCAGAAAGUGGCUUUGUUAUGCAAGAAAUUCUUGGCAAUUCAUCUAGAUUUGCAAUCCAUUGGUCAGACGCAGAUAAAGUGUAUAUCCCUUUGAAUACGGAUCAACUUGCUAUUGGUGUUGUUAGUAUUGCUGGUCAAAUAAAGAAAGGUAAAAGUUGUAUAACUCAAGCAAGAGGCGGACAAGUUCAUUGAGAGAUAUAAUAGCAUACAAAGCAUGCAUUGAGAGUAUGCUGCCCAAGGUCAUGGAUUAUCAUAUGGUGUAUGAGGGCAUGGAAGAGGAACCGAUGGGGGAUACAAAAAUGCUGAUUGAAACAGUGGAGAACUGCCCACAGGGGAAUUAUGGAAUGUUUCUAUUGAAGAUUGCUGAGUUCUUAAUGGUGGAUAUGGAGUUUGAUGCAGUGAUACCAGAUUUCAUGGAAAUGUACAGGCAAAAGAUGGCAGUUGAAAUAAUUUCUU